CACCGGUGGGGCGGCGCGAGCAGCGGCCGGUCCAGCCACCGGCGGGGUGGCACGAGCAGCCGCCGGUCCAGCCACCGGCGGCGCGGCGCGAGCAGCGACCGGUCCUACCACCGGCGGGGCGGCGCGACCUUGACCUCUCCAGAGGUGGAAGGGAAGCAGAGGACCGUUCGACCAUACUCCACCGCUGCUCACCGUUCAACCAUACUCCAAGUACAAGCAGACCAUCUUCUCCGUCCUCCCCUAGGCCAUUAACUCGUCCAGCAAGCAAGGCAAGUAAACCAGGCAACAACCAAGCUGACUAGCAUAGUUCUAGUUUCCAUUAGAUCUACUAUGACAAAGAUGACAAGGAGCAAGAAACUUGCAGAAGCACCAACUACUGAAUAUGAGAAGAUUAGGGCUAAAAAUAUGAUGAGGAACAACCGCAUAUUCCAAUCACUUGGCAUCGCUGCAUUAGGUAUGAUGGUUAGGAACUCAAAUCAAAUGCAGCAAGGUAGUGCCAUCACCGGUGGGGACUCAUCUUCUGCCAUAACACAACAAGGCUCAAGCUCUAUGUACAGUCCUGACGAUGAGGUCAUUGAGGAGGAUGAAGUUGAUGAUAUUAUAGUGGAGAAGGAAGAUAAGGUUUCUAAGAAGGCAAGGAAGUCGAUCAAUAAAAAUACAAAGAAGAGUUCUGAUAAACCUUCUGAGAUGGCUCCAGGAAAAACAGGGUGAUUGCUCUAGCCUCGGGAGGCUCAAAGAGGGUGCUACCUGGUUUGAACUCGGAUGAACAUGAAUCUGCUCGAGUCACUAGGCAGAAAACAAAGUUGUCUCUAACCAACCAUGAAGAAAGUCUUGUGCAAAUGGAUGUAGGAAGCCCAACAAAUGUGGAUGAAGGAAGCCUCCAUGUGCACAUGGAUGUAAGAAGCUCGAUGCACGAAGAUGAAAGAAGCAUGAUGCAUGGGGGUGAAGUAAGUCUGAUGCAGAUGGGUGAAACAAGCCAUGUCCCAUCUACUCUGUGCACAAAUCAGCCAAUUGAAGUUCCUAAGUUCUCUAACCAAUAGCUUGGCCAACAACGGCAAAUGGACGUUGAAGCUACACCUAUUGUGGAUAAGUGCAGGAAUGGGAAAGGGCUCGAAAGACUCACUAAAGAGUUAGGCUCUAAGAUUAUCAUCCAAGUGGCCGAGGGGAAGAAACACCCGGACAAACCAGCACAGGCUGCAAAGCUUGCAUCCCAGGGUGGGGUUGCUGCGAGGAAGCAUCUACCACUCCUUCCCCACUUCAAGGAGUACAAGGCCAAUGGGAAUCAUAUUGACAAUUUCAUUGGCAAAGUUGUUAUCAAUUUUGAUAUGGAAACCCGUUCCGAUGCCGUGAAGUAUGCAUGCACUGACAUCCUCAAGACCGCAUUGAAGAAUAGGCGCCACCAUCUGAAGAAGAAGCAUUUUGACAAUGUACCGGCCAAUCUAGUGAGUGUCAAAUCUCCUGAUAAGAAUGUGACAGAUGCGGAGUGGCAAAGGCUGGUCAAGAUGUGGUCUACCCCAAGGCACAAGGAAACCUGUCAGUCAAACAAGGAUAACAGUUCCAAAGUUAAGUUCCAUCAGAAAACUAGUUCUCGCCCCUACAUUUCCCAUGUGCAUGCUUUGAAAGAGGCUCGUAAGUGUGAAGAGUUGACUGCAUUUGAUCUAUUCAAGGAGUGCCACAAUGGCAAGAAGACUGGUUUCUCUGAGCCAGUUAAGAAGGUGAUAGCUGACAUGGAAAAAGCUAUGGAACAAGGGGUACCAAAGAAUGUUGUUGCUGUUGUUGCUGACAUUCUCACUAAAGAAUGUCCCUCCAGCACAUUCUUUCAAAAUGUUGGCCUUGAGUCGAGCUCCAAGAAGAAGUUCAACAGAUCUGCAGCUGCUUUGGAUGCUCAUGUACAAGAACUAGAGUACAAGCUUGAGAAGGAGAGGCGAGUCGCUGAGUUGAUGCGAGAGGAGCUUGUUGAGGUCAAGAAGAAAUUAGAGGAGACCGAAGCUGAACGCGCCGCAGAGUAUCAGUUGUUACUGCAAAGAGUUGAGGCCAUCGAUGCUAGAUUUGCGCGUCUUAUGGAUCUGUUCAUAGGUAAAAUAGUUUAGUAUGGCGUGGUUGAUGUUGGCUUUGGGACUUUUGAUGUUGAGUUGUUUCGACUUGGGGUUGAUGAGUUUCUUUGACUGGACAUGUGAACGACAAUAUGGACUAGAGAUUGGCUGUGGUUUGAUGAGGUUGUGUUUUGGUUGGUGCAUCUUAAUCUUAUGAACAUGGUGUACUGAUACUAAGCUACUGGCUAUGUUAUUUUGGUUGGUGCAUCUUA
Molecule: messenger RNA, 2305 nt
Organism: Triticum dicoccoides
Lineage: Eukaryota; Viridiplantae; Streptophyta; Magnoliopsida; Poales; Poaceae
Exons: 10
Coding region: 1059-2090 (343 amino acids)
Source: RefSeq, a predicted model, not a curated record